AUGCAUUGCAACAGGACAGCAGAUCACGACAUGGAUAUGGAUAUGCCCUCAAUGGCAAUGGAUACUCCGAGCCCUUCGUGCUAUGCAAACAAUGAUCCCUUCCUGCAAACACUAGCCUACUGCAUGUACAUUCACUGUGCUGAUGUAUCGGUCUCAGUUCUGGAGAAUUACUGGGAGUUGAACGUGGCUGGUAGACUGCAGUAUCAACCGAUCCCGAAGCAGUCAUACCAGGAAGCUCUUGGAAGCGUUGCCAAACCGCCAAUCGCGACACUCAACUCGUCAGCAGUUCUGGAUAUCGCUUCGUUGGUCGAUGAAGAGACGUAUUUGGGUAAUUAUAAUACUCUGUCCACGUUCGAAGCUGUCGAGACGUACCAUGAGAGAUACGGCUUAGUGCUCCUUCUCACUGGUGCAAUCAUCCCAAUCGCCUCUUCGCUACUCCGUUUCGUUCCAUUUCCGGCCGGUUUGCGAGUACGGUUCAAGGCAAUCUUCGUCGAUCCUCCGUUUGUCGGUCGUCGCCAUAGUUCCCCAAUACUCGACACCUUCUUUAUGCCCACUCGAGGCCAAGCACUCUUCAUCGCGUAUCUAUUAACAAUUAACGUAAUCUUGUGCGCGGUCGGGUUCCGAUCUGCGAACCCAAGCACCUGGUACGCCUCCAAGCACGAUGAAAUCCUCACCUACGUGGCCAAUCGCGCCGGCGUGCUCAGCUUUGCGAAUAUUCCCUUGCUGGUGCUAUACACCGGUCGGAACAACUUUCUCCUCUGGCUGACAGAUUGGUCGCAUUCAACCUUUCUUCUACUCCAUCGGUGGGUUGCGUUCAUCUGCACUCUAGAGGCCUGUCUGCACUCGGCCAUAUAUCUGCAAAUAUACGUCGCGAACAACGAGCACAGCACCGAAAGUAAGCUCCCAUAUUGGAUCUGGGGCGUCGUCGCCACUCUGACACUGGCCGUCUUGAUCCCAUCGUCCAUAUGGCCAAUCCGGAAACGGUUCUACGAGUCAUUCCUGGCUUGGCACGUCAUCCUGUCCUUUCUUGCUCUUCUUGCGUGCUACUGGCAUAUCUGGUACAGGUAUGGACAUCAAUGGGGCUACGAAACCUGGAUCUACGUGGCGUUCGGUAUCUGGGCCUUUGAACGAGUGUUUCGGGUAUUGAGGCUGGCGUGCCAUGGAAUUCGGAAGGCGUAUGUAACUGUUUUGGGUGACGAGUAUCUCAAGGUUGAGGUUCCCGAUGUAUACGCAAAGGGCCAUGUAUACCUUUAUUUUCCCACUCUGACGUGGCGCAUGUGGGAAAACCACCCCUUCUCCGCGAUUGCCAGUUUCCGACGCGGGGACAGCAUGGAGAGGAAGAUCGCCCUCGUGUCGCGGGAUGUCAAGGCUGAAUAUCUGUCGAAGAAUGGUCCUUCAGUGACGACGUUUCUUGAAUCGGACAGGACGCCUUACACGCCCUCAUCGCAGGACCUGACCACCGACGGAUACUACCAACCAUGCCUCACGUUCUUCGUACGCACGCAGUCAGGAACAACACGAUAUCUACUCAUUGCUGGUGGAGUUGGCAUCACCGCUCUGGUCCCGGAUCUGUGCAGCCACCGCGGAGGACAUACGCUGUUCUGGACUUCUCGCAGCAAGGCAUUGAUUGAGUCGGUACAGGAGACCGUUGGGAACGCUUGCGUGCAUGAUCUGAAUAUGAGGAUCUACCAUGAUCGGCGAAUGGAUAUCCCGAAGCUGUUGACGGAAGAGAUUCAGAAGUAUCGGGGUCUGCCGUUCACGGGUACUCCCACCUUUGACGUGCUUGUCGGCCUAGUGAUUCUGCAGAGUACACCGAUUCGGCGACAGAUGUACGAGGUUUUCGUCAGUUCAGAGAUCCUCCUGGCGAUGGUCUUCCUCGGGCUCUACUUCUAG
Molecule: messenger RNA, 1893 nt
Organism: Aspergillus viridinutans
Lineage: Eukaryota; Fungi; Ascomycota; Eurotiomycetes; Eurotiales; Aspergillaceae
Product: putative ferric-chelate reductase (Fre2)
Exons: 5
Coding region: 1-1893 (630 amino acids)
Biological process (GO): intracellular iron ion homeostasis; copper ion import; iron ion transport
Cellular component (GO): plasma membrane
Molecular function (GO): ferric-chelate reductase activity
Source: RefSeq, a predicted model, not a curated record